Thunnus maccoyii (southern bluefin tuna) is the source of this 897-nucleotide messenger RNA. It is a transcript of the gene ifnphi3, whose product is annotated as interferon phi 3. Gene Ontology annotation, biological process: defense response. The transcript has 6 exons. The record is from RefSeq and is a predicted model, not a curated record. Gene Ontology annotation, cellular component: extracellular region. The coding region runs from base 263 to 829 and encodes 188 amino acids. Gene Ontology annotation, molecular function: cytokine receptor binding. NCBI's taxonomy places the organism in Eukaryota, Metazoa, Chordata, Actinopteri, Scombriformes, Scombridae.
UCAAGCUUUAUUUAAACCACAAGAUGACAGAACUGCUGCAGACGUUCUCAGACGAACCACAACAACCACCGACCAAACGCAGAACCAGAUCGACAUACACCAGGACCUCCAGGACCUCCAGGACCUCCAGGACCAGCUGAACCUCCAUCAGACCGUCAGAGACUCGGAAGGUUACCUGAACACACCUGAAGCUGCAGGCUCACUCAGCUCACCUGAAGCAUUUCAGACCAGAACCAGCAGAACCAGCAGAACCAGCAGAACCAUGACUCCUUCAUCCGUCCUCCUCCUCCUCCUGCAGCUCUGCAGCCUCCAGCUGAUGCUUGUUGCCAUGCCGACCUGCCAUCUUCAGGGAACUUUAGUCCAGGAAGCCCACAACCUCCUCAGAGACCUGGGAACGCCGUUUCCUGUCCACUGCCUGCCGUACAACGCCAACAUCUCCUUUCCAAGCUCCGUCUUCCCUGCUGCCACAGCCAAUCACCCACAGUGCCGCCGGGCAUUAUGGGUCGUGUAUGAGUCACUGGACAAGGCGGGGCCGAUAUUCAACGAUGAGGAUCACGUGCCACCUGUCGGAGAGGGCGGAGUCAACUGGGACGUCAAGAAACUCGACGACUUCAAGAACGUGCAGGACCGACUGCAGGAGCAGGGCAGCUGUCUGUCGGACGUCGAUACUUCAGGUGUUCUGUCUCCUUACUUCGGUAACGUGACUGCUGUCAUUGAGCAGGAAAACGCAGCCUGUGGUUGGCAGGCUCUGAGGAGAGAUCUGCUCUGGGUCCUAAAGUCCGCUCUGCAGAAUCACCACAAGUGUUUCACCUGGAGCCGCGCCCACUGAUGAACAGAGCCCCGCCCACCGAUGAACAGAGCCCCGCCCACCGAUGACGGGGCCACGCCCACUGAUGA